CCGGGAGGGAAAGGCGUCCGGAGGGAAGGCCCGGGGCCGCUGUCGAGUUCCCAGAGGCCUGCCCUGUUCUGCCAGCCGCCCCGCCGCGGGCGAUGCUCGGAUGCCCCUGCUCCGUCUUCGCCAGCCGGAAACUUUGCCCGGAGAAGUCCUCCACCCUCCUGACCGCGUGGAGAGGCGCCUGGUGGGCCGCGCGCCCCCAGGGGCCCCGCAGCCCCGCGCGUGAUUGCGGGGGCCCCCAGGCGCCUGGCGCACGCCGCGACCCGCCGUGCGCGAGCGGCCGCCAGGAUGCGCUACGCGGACCCCUCGGCGAACCGGGAUUUGUUGGGGAACCGAACUUUGCUCUUCAUCUUCAUCUGCGCCUUCGCCUUGGUGACCUUGCUGCAACAGAUCUUGUAUGGCAGGAACUACAUCAAGAGAGGUCUCCAGUUUGGUUGGCAGAGUGGUGACCAGCUGGCCAAUUGGACGGGGCUCUUUAAUGUCAUGGACGACCCAGCAGUGCAGAGUGGCAGUGACUCCAGCUCCAGGUACUUUGAAUUUUACGAGGGCCCUUUUGAGUAUAACUCCACGAGAUGCCUGGAGCUGAGGCACGAGAUCUUGGAAGUGAAGGUGCUUUCCAUGGUGAAGCAGUUGGAGCUGUUCGACAGGUGGAAGAGCCUCCAGAUGUGCAAAUGGGCGAUGAACAUCUCUGAAGCCAACCAGUUCAAGUCCACUCUGUCCAGGUGCUGCAAUGCCCCCUCCUUCCUCUUCACCACCCAGAAGAACACGCCCCUGGGGACGAAACUCAAGUAUGAGGUGGACACCAGCGGCAUCUACCACAUCAACCGGGAGAUCUUCCACAUGUUUCCCAAGGACAUGCCGUACUACCGGUCCCAAUUUAAGAAAUGUGCCGUGGUGGGCAAUGGGGGCAUCCUAAAGAACAGCCGCUGCGGGAGGGAGAUCAACAGCGCCGACUUUGUCUUCCGGUGCAACCUACCCCCCAUCUCGGAGAAGUACACCAUGGAUGUAGGGGUGAAGACAGAUGUGGUCACGGUGAACCCCAGCAUCAUCACAGAGAGGUUCCACAAGCUGGAGAAGUGGCGGCGGCCCUUCUACCGGGUGCUGCAGGUGUACGAGAACGCGUCCGUGCUGCUGCCUGCAUUCUACAACACGCGCAACACCGACGUGUCCAUCCGCGUCAAGUACGUGCUGGACGACUUCGAGUCGCCGCAGGCCGUGUACUACUUCCACCCACAGUACCUGGUCAACGUGUCGCGCUACUGGCUUAGCCUCGGGGUGCGCGCCAAGCGCAUCAGCACCGGCCUCAUCCUGGUCACGGCGGCGCUGGAACUGUGCGAGGAGGUGCACCUGUUCGGCUUCUGGGCCUUCCCCAUGAACCCCUCGGGCCUCUACAUCACCCACCACUACUAUGACAACGUCAAGCCCCGCCCGGGCUUCCACGCCAUGCCCUCCGAGAUCUUCAACUUCCUGCACCUGCACAGCCGCGGCAUCCUGCGCGUGCACACGGGCACCUGCAACUGCUGCUGAGGGCGGCGCAGGCUGCCCGCCAGCCCGGCACACGGAACCUCGCUCCUCCUCGCCCGCCCACCCGCAGGGCAGGGCGAAGGCCUGGCGCUGAGGCUGGCACGCCCUCGGACGCUCGGCUUCGGGCUUGUGUCCUGUGGGCUGGGAGGCUGGGCUGGGGGCCAGGCGGAGUCAGCUCCAUGCCGAGCGCCCCCCACCUGCGCAUGGGUAGCGCACUGCUGGGCCACAGCUCAAGGUCGCGGCCCUGGGGAUUGCGAGUGAAUCAAGCACAUUUCCACUCAGUUUUAGCAACCAAGAGAGCACAAACUGUAUGGCCUCUUUGCAGCUAGAGGAAGGCCCCAGCGGGAACGGAAAAGAGGGAGACAGGACGUAUGAGCAUGGUUAAGAUUUAACUCAGGAUUUUGGGUUCCUGAGCCUUAUACCCAGGCCUCAGCCCUGAAUUGUUGUAGAGAACCUCAGAGCUUAGAGGCCAACCCAGCGGCCAGACCUUCCUGUGGGGACAGUGGCUCAGAGAGGUCCAGAGAUUACCAACCAAGGUUCCACCAACCAAGUCCAUCAAGCGGCACUGUGAGAUCUGAUGCAAGGCCUGUGUGUUCCGAUCUUCGCCGAGACACCGUCAGCCAAGGAGAGCCACACCCUUCAAACGCAUCCGCAGGCACACACAUAAGUCUUGGUGCCUCCGAGUUCAAUCCUGCAUUUGAUCUUCUGAUGAGAAGGAAAUAAACCAGACCAGCCAUUUGCACUAAGUUUUCCAAGCCAAUGUUACCGACUCAAUAAGUGCUUAGCGACUUGCUUCCUCUUCUGUCUCCCUAUCUUCAGCUCUGUUUUAACCAGGAGUUAUUUAUAAGAUCCAUCCCUCUGUGUGUUCCUGAAUACCGCACAAUCCUGCUGUAUAAUGUUCCUGAAUUGGAACCGUAAGGCUCCAGACUGGAAAACGCUGACAUGUGACUGGUGAGCUUAGCGAUGGAAGUGAGCCAUGGUCUCUGACACCAGCAUCACUGAGGUUCUACUGUAAAGGCGGGACUUCCCACAGCACUCAGCCUGGUGGCCUUCACACGCACGGACCCACAGGGCCUCUGCUUUGGGAAGUCAGCUGUACCUAGGCUAAAAGGGGUUCACAUGUCAUUUCACAUCCCUUUGCUUCCCCCGUGGUGUUUUGCCUUAGAAUUUUGCGUGGUAUGAAUUGCCUUAGAAUUUAGCUUUGUGGAAUCGUAGAGUAUUAGUUCUGAAAGACCUUCAGCUCCCUCCCUCCUCCCUCCUUCCCUCCCCCCUCCCUUCUUUGCUCUCACCCUUCUUCCCUUCCUCCUUUCUCCCCUCCUUCCCAUAAAUAUUUCCAGAA
Lagenorhynchus albirostris (white-beaked dolphin) is the source of this 2860-nucleotide messenger RNA. It is a transcript of the gene ST8SIA5, whose product is annotated as ST8 alpha-N-acetyl-neuraminide alpha-2,8-sialyltransferase 5. The coding region runs from base 286 to 1524 and encodes 412 amino acids. The record is from RefSeq and is a predicted model, not a curated record. Gene Ontology annotation, molecular function: alpha-N-acetylneuraminate alpha-2,8-sialyltransferase activity. Lineage: Eukaryota; Metazoa; Chordata; Mammalia; Artiodactyla; Delphinidae. Gene Ontology annotation, biological process: N-glycan processing; oligosaccharide metabolic process. The transcript has 8 exons.